Mollisia scopiformis is the source of this 1264-nucleotide messenger RNA. RefSeq lists its product as uncharacterized. Gene Ontology annotation, cellular component: tRNA (m1A) methyltransferase complex. The transcript has 3 exons. The coding region runs from base 35 to 1264 and encodes 409 amino acids. Gene Ontology annotation, biological process: tRNA methylation. The record is from RefSeq and is a predicted model, not a curated record. Lineage: Eukaryota; Fungi; Ascomycota; Leotiomycetes; Helotiales; Mollisiaceae.
GUAGAUCUUCAGGUACAGCUUCGAAACCAUUCCGAUGAAUUUCUACGCCCAGUCUGCUCAGAAAGCUGGCAGACGCUUCAUCAAUGGGCCGAAAUAUUCCUGUUCCUCUUGUACUCGACGGCUCUACAGCAGCGGUGCCGUAAAAGAGAAUGAUAUUGUGCUGUUGAAGCAUAGGUCCAGCUCAUCUGCUCCUAUUAUCACCAACCCAUUAAAACCGGGCGGGAAAGUUAACCUCGUCCUUGACAGCAUCAAUCAUGAGGACAUCAUUGGGAAAGCAAAACGAGAGGUGGUCGUUUCGAGGAAGAGAGUACUGUACAGAAUUCACGAACCGACGCUUGCUGAAUAUACGGAUAAUUCACCACGAUUAGUUACUCCGAUUUAUUCUCAGGAUGCGAACCUUAUUGUCUCACUUCUCGAUAUCAAUCCAGUCCCGCCCGGUUCACAAUCCGCUGGGGAAGACAAGUUGGAAAUAUUUGAAGCAGGGACUGGACAUGGUGCCUUGACACUUCACCUUGCCAGAGCCAUACAUGCAGCAAAUGCUCCUCUGCCUAUGCUUCCCGAGGCUGCACUUGAAUCGGAAAGUCUAGACAUGGGAUUCAAGCGGGUGAAACUCGACACUCAGGAAGACACACAAUCACAAGAGCAGAAAGAAGUCAAGCUGGCUUACGAGGAGUGGCGUUCGAAACGGCGUGCAGUCAUUCAUACUCUCGACACCUCAGAGAAACAUUCGGCACACGCUGAGAUGGUGGUCAGAAACUUCCGGAAAGGUCUCUACUUUCCACAUAUCGAUUUUCAUGUUGGCAAGAUAGAAGAUUACCUAUCUCCCCGACUUAUUGAGAAUGGCCAGCAACCAUUCUUAGAUCAUGCAAUCCUUGAUCUUCCAGGAACACAUGACUAUCUCGACAUUGUGGGGAAAGCGUUGAAACCUGACGGAUCAUUGCUCGUCUUUUGCCCGAGUAUUACUCAAAUUAUUGACUGUAUCAAGCAUGUCAAGGAGAGAAGACUUCCAUUCUUCUUGGAGCAAACGGUGGAAGUUGGCGGAGCUGUAGGUGUUGGUGGUAGAGAAUGGGAUGUCAGAAGAGUCAAACCAAGAGCAUUAUUGAAGGCUGAGGGAGAAGAGUCUCCGGAAUCAGUCCCAGAGAGCGGAGAUGAUGAAGGAUGGCAGAUAGUGUGUCGUCCAAAGGUUGGAGUAAGGAUCAGUGGUGGUGGAUUUGUUGGACAUUUCCGUAAAAUAGUCGAGUUUCCAGCCCGUAAUGUAAAAUAA